AUGGUGACUACACGGGCUGCCACUGAGAACGACGGUAAUAUCAGAAUCGCUGAUAUGGGUAAGAAAUCCGUUGCAAAAAAAGCUUCAAAAAACAAAAAGGUAGUGUCAACCGGAGAAGCUUCAGUUCCUCCAUCUCCUGUGCAGUUGAGUAAGAAGAGACAUGCAAAUGAUUCACCUCCGAAAUCGAAGAAACACAAAGGCAUUUCCAGAACUGAAUCCAAGAAAUCUCCUCCUAAGCUAUGGCAGUUUAAAGUAAGCCGAGAAGAUCGUGUUCACUCGAAGAUUGAUACGCGCAUGUCAUACGAUGUCAUUUCUGAUAUCAAAUCGACUCUGACUCCAGGUGAAUUGGAAAAGUUUAGACAAUCUUGCUUUGGCUACUUUCUUGAUAUUCCCAAGAUCAAAGUGCAAAAUCAGAUCAUACAUUGUUUAUUGUUGAGGGAGGUGGAGCAGCUAAAGAAGUCUGAAUUGUGGUUUGAGGUUGGCGGUCAUAGGCUGAAAUUCGGAAUCGACGAAUUUGCUUUGAUCUCGGGUUUAAACUGUCAAGGUGACAGCAGUAAGUAUGCCUAUACAAAAGUUGAAAACGGCAUUUUGGAUAAGUACUUCAGCGGGCUGCAAUCUGUUUCUAAACAGACCCUUCAGGAUUUUUUCAAAGCUAGGCGUUGGGAGUCGGAGGAGGAUGGGUUUAAGAUAGCAUUUAUGCAUUUUUUGCAUAACUUCUUGCUUGCUUCACCGAGGACUGCUCGUAUCCCUUUGAAGGACUUUGACGUAGUUGAUUCGGCUGAUUUGAACGACUAUCCAUGGGGUAUUGACGUUUUCAAGUACACGUUUGAUUCUUUGUCAAAAAGAGCUGUUCUUAGUCCGGGAUCUCUUAUUAUUGAAGACAACAUUUACCAGUAUCGACUUCAAGGUUUACCAUAUGCACUGGUAUGUUGGUUCUACGAGUGUUGCCCGGCGGUGGAAAAUACCUUUGCUCAGCUAGUGAACAAAGAUGCUAUCCCGCGGAUUCUGAGGUGGCAAGCAUUCGUUCCUGCAAAAUACAUUGAUGUUGACAGGGAUUUAUUUGUUGAGAUUGCAUCCGAUGAGAUGAUUUUCCGAUCAAUUGUUCCAACCCCGGCAGAGAUGAAUGCCCUUCGUCUAGGUGACUUAUUCAAAAAAAUUAAGGGAAACGAGGAGGGUUAUUGUCCGGCAUUUAAUAUAUUGAAGGACGGUGAAUCAACGUCGAACACUUCGAAUUUAAAUGUUAUGGAAGAGAGGCUGGAAAUUUUGAUGGCUGGUCAAAAGACGAUUAAGGAUGAUAUAAUGGAUUUGAAACGUUUAUUCACUUCCAAAUGUUCCGAACUUUUGACAGUUGUCAAUUCAUUGAAUGAUAGGCUAACUCUGAUUGGUGAUUCUAAAACGGUUGAAAUUGAGAAACAUGAUGUUUCUGAUGGCUUGCAGACAAGGGUUGACAAAGGAAAAAAGGUUGUUCUUCCUGCAGAGGACAUUUCAGUGAAACCAAGUAAAAAUGGUACUUCUAUAGUAACGGAACGAGAAGAAAGGGAUGGUAGGGAGUCUGUUGUUCCUGUUUCUGCUGAUACUAAAGCUACUUCCAGCAAAGAAAGGGAUGGUAGGGAGUCUGCUGAUGAAGAAGAAGGUGCUGAAAAAGUCGAAUUGGAAGAUUUGGUUUGCGAGAAGGCUGUACUUGAAGGCAAGGAUGACCGUGGUGAACCUUGUGUUAUUGUUUCUUCCGAACACGUUGAUGUUAUCUCUCCGAAUUUUGAGGUUUCGCGACAAAGCGAGUUGAAUUUAAAAUCUCCACCAGAUGACACCAUCAAUCAGACUAAAAAAAAUGCAAGUGAAUCGAUUGCUGAAUUCAAAUCAAAGGAGUCUGGUCCUUCUUCAAGCCGCUUCAUACCGACGCAAACUGGUUGUAAAGUCCGUAUUUGUCCAUUUGAUGCUAAUCACAUUUUAUUCAGUGAUGCCACCAAACAAGACAUCAUUCAGAAUUGGCUGGAAGAAGGACGUCCUAAAGGGGCCAAAAGACAAUACUGGAUAUACGAUCCAAAGAUUGAUAAAUUCCAUCCUCGUCUUUCUCUUGGCGUGGUUGAUAUUGAAACGAAAUCCUGGUUUUACCAUCUCUACCACGUUGGAAAGCCUCUUGAGUGUUCUCAUGUAGAUGUUCUCUUUUAUUAUCUGAGAAAGAAAAUAAAAUCUGGAUGUGCUGCAAACAGUAGAUGUACGUCAACUGAUAAUUAUUUUGAUCGGCGUAUUCAAACUCUCUACACAGCAUACAAGAAAAAGCAAGAUGUGUCACUUGUUUCUUUGAAACAUACAGUGGCUAUCUACAUUAAAGGUGGUGCUAUGCGUUGCAAUACGAAUUGGGCUGAUGUUGACGAUGUUCUUUUUCCGAUCAAUUGUAUCAGCAACUGA
Messenger RNA from Mercurialis annua (annual mercury), 2409 nucleotides. RefSeq lists its product as uncharacterized. The coding region runs from base 1 to 2409 and encodes 802 amino acids. NCBI's taxonomy places the organism in Eukaryota, Viridiplantae, Streptophyta, Magnoliopsida, Malpighiales, Euphorbiaceae. The transcript is spliced from 9 exons. The record is from RefSeq and is a predicted model, not a curated record.